Molecule: messenger RNA, 1130 nt
Organism: Drosophila ficusphila
Lineage: Eukaryota; Metazoa; Arthropoda; Insecta; Diptera; Drosophilidae
Product: polyprenol reductase
Exons: 1
Coding region: 66-1046 (326 amino acids)
Biological process (GO): dolichol-linked oligosaccharide biosynthetic process; polyprenol catabolic process
Cellular component (GO): endoplasmic reticulum
Molecular function (GO): 3-oxo-5-alpha-steroid 4-dehydrogenase activity
Source: RefSeq, a predicted model, not a curated record
GUUUUCGGUUUUCGGAGAAAGUUUUUACAGUUUUUGCGCGCUGCAUCGUGCCAGAGUAAUUCGCAAUGGCGCCCGCCAACAUUGGGAUCCUCGAGGUCCUCGAAAACCUCUUCGACCGAUACAAAGUCAACCUGCUUAAGAUGAUGUUUGGCACCUUCAUCGCCACGAUCGUGUUCUUUGGCGGUUUAAUGACUUUCGUGGAGAAGUACCUGCCCAAUAGCAUACGUCAGUCCUUCCGGUAUGGAAAGCACAGUUUCAAGGGCGAAACGGAUCCUUUGGUUGCCUGGCUAGAAGUGCCGAAAUCCUGGUUCAAGCACUUCUACGUCUUCGCCUUGUUUUGGAGCUGGCUGUGGUUUUAUCUGCUAGUAUCCACUGUUCGGGAACAAAAAGAGGCGCCCGAGUAUGUCCUUCGAUUCCUGGACUUCUUUGGCGGCGGACGGAGUCACCGAAAAGUGGAAAUCGACUCUACUACAGCCGUUGUCGGCUCACUGAUGCUCACUUUGCAGUGCACCCGGCGUUUUUACGAAACCAACUUUGUGCAGAUCUUUUCCAGAAAGAGCAAGAUUAACCUAUCGCACUAUGUCGUGGGCUAUGUCCACUACUUUGGCGCCAUUAUAGCUUUAUUAUCCAAUACCUCCGGCUUUGUACGCGGCUCCAAGCCCAUGGAGUUCAGCCUGGACAAGCUGACCGGCCAGCAAAUACUCUACCUCGUUGUGUUCUUCGUCGCCUGGCAACAGCAGUAUGCCAGCAACAUAAUACUGGUUAACCUUAGGAAAGAUCCGCAGACAGGCAACGUUCGUACGGAGAAGCAUCUCAUGCCCAAAGGAGGAUUGUUCAACCUACUUUCGUCGCCACACAUGUUCCUCGAGGUGGUUAUGUACUUCUGCAUCGCCGAUCUCUACAUGCCCGUCAAGAUUUGGCGCCUCAUCUUUCUUUGGGUGGCCAGCAAUCAAACGAUUAAUGCCCUGCUGACCCACAAAUGGUACAGGGAGACAUUCAGGGAAUAUCCGAAAAACCGACGCGCCAUCAUUCCGUUCCUGCUCUGAGUCCGAAGACUGGAAAUAUUUCGCAUUUUUGUACAAAUAAUUUAGUAGUGGAAUUUAUUAAAGUCGUUUUACACGCACGAAAAA